AUGUUCAAGUAUAUCCCUGCCAGGUCUAUCCUCCCAUAUAGAACCUCAAUCCGUACUGCCGUCACCUCCAAAGACUUGAAAACCCACCUUCAAAAAGAAAAAGACAAGGAGAAAAAGAGAAAGUUGAGACAAGAACUAAAAUUCAAUGCGUUAGAUAACCCCAUCGACCACCCAUUACACAUGCCAAUCGCCAAGGCAUUAAACAUCUUGCGGUCCCUCGAAGUCGGCAAGCCUGCUGAUAAAACUACCAUUUCAUGCAACAUAUACGUGCGUCAGGAACAAGGGGCUGCACCAAUCCUGGGAAAAGUCGAUAUCCCAUUCCCCGUGCAAAGAAAAACCAAACCAGUCGUCUUCACCACCCAGCAGCCAGUGAUCGAAGAGUUGAAAAAAGCCGGAAUAGAAACUUUUGGCGGCAGAGAGUUGCUCGACAAGUUUAUCAACCAGGAAUUGACCCCAGAUAUGUUCACCCACGCAUUUGCCACUCAAGAAAUGGCACCACAUUUGAAAUCUGUCGCCAGAAUCUUAGGUCGAGCUGGUUUACAGCCAACUGCCAAAAAGGGGACUAUAACAGACGACGUAAACACCAUCCUCGACGUCAUGAGAUCGUUCCAGAUCAAACAAAAGGAAAACCACAUCUCCUUCCCCGUGGGUAACUGCACAUUUAGCGACUCGCAAAUCAUGUCCAACUUGAAAGCCAUCUCCGACGAAAUCCAUUCCAAAAUCGACGCCAACACUACAAAAAAGACCCGUUUGGGCUACUGCUACAUUGGAACUGCCAACAGUCCAGGCCUCGUCAUAGACUUUAAAUAG
This is a messenger RNA of Candida albicans SC5314, 810 nucleotides long. RefSeq names its product mitochondrial 54S ribosomal protein uL1m. Gene Ontology annotation, molecular function: structural constituent of ribosome; RNA binding. Gene Ontology annotation, biological process: translation. NCBI's taxonomy places the organism in Eukaryota, Fungi, Ascomycota, Pichiomycetes, Serinales, Debaryomycetaceae. The record is from RefSeq and is a predicted model, not a curated record. The transcript has a single exon. Gene Ontology annotation, cellular component: large ribosomal subunit. The coding region runs from base 1 to 810 and encodes 269 amino acids.